Molecule: messenger RNA, 792 nt
Organism: Knipowitschia caucasica
Lineage: Eukaryota; Metazoa; Chordata; Actinopteri; Gobiiformes; Gobiidae
Source: the annotation of a GenBank genome assembly
AUGGAUGAUCAGCCGAUUGCGGAGGAGAUCCUACUGCAGGAGGAGAAGCCAUGUCCAGUGAGGACAGACGGGCUGAGCCAUGACGUCACAUUGACCUGGGCCUUCCUGCCUAUGGACACGUUCAUGGAGGUCCCUCAAACAGACAGGGGGGACCCAAAGGGUGCACUGUCCACGGCCUCAAGGGCUAUGGACACGUUCACGGAGGUCCCUCAGCGCAGGGCAGACGGCUCUGCAUGUGGCUAUCGAGAGGAGGAGCUUGGCAAGAUCAGGCUGCUGAAGCACAUGCUGAAUCGAGAGUUUGAGGACAAAGAGUCUCGUCCCCUGUCCAGGAAGUUCACUGAAUGGGUGUAUGAACCGGUCCACUCGUCUUUAUACGACACCAGCUCCAUCGACACGGAUGAAGAACACUCUGUGCUGGAGAUCAUUGUGUUCGGCAGCCAAAUCCCUAACCGCAUAGAGAUGCUGCAGCUGGAGCCUCUGCGCAGUCUUCUGAAGGAUAAGUGGGAGCGCUUUGCAUCCAAACUCUUUCUAUUUAACUUUGUGGUUUACAUGGUUUACCUGAGCAUCUUCACAGCUGUUUCCGUCAACAGGAACGUGGGACUGUUCACUAUUGGAAUGGGAAAUCUAGGAUCCGUUCUGACCAUUGAGCCGGCCUUUGGCUUCCUGCUCAUCCUCUACAUUGUGCUCACCUACAUCCUGAUGCUGAACAUGCUCAUCGCCGUCAUGGGAAACACAGUGGCGGAGAUCUCUAGUGAGAGCGAGAACAUCUGGAACCUGCAGGUGCACCCGUGA